UUUAAGACAAACAAAGUUGCUUCCUUCUCUCUGCCCAUUUUUGAAAAAUUCAUUUAGUCAUUAUUUAGGUCGCCGCCACCAUUCACCGCUAGGCCUGUGACCCAUCACCCAUCUUCUCCUUAUGGGCCUGCAAACCCGCCGGGAUUCAUAUUCAGGCCCCUUGCUUUCUUCUACGGCACAGCAUCGGAAAGAUUACAAUUACAACUGUUGUCACCGAUGUCACCACAGUAAUCCUCCGUCUUUCGAGUAUGUCGGGAAAGACGAGACCAAUGAUCUGGUUUCGCCUUUUCCGGUACUCGAAAGUCUGAGUCAGGAUGAUGUAAGGGAAUGUGCCUAUGAAAUAUUUUUCACCGCCUGCCGAUCCUCACCGGGAUUUGGGAGCCGGCAAUUGCACGCGUUCUACUUGAAUAACCAGGAGAACGAUGUGAAGUCACCGAAUGUGGUGAUGUCGCCAACAAGCAAGGUAAAGCGGGCCCUAGGGUUGAAGAUGUUGAAAAGGUCACCUUCCAGGAGAAUGGUGUCUGGUGGCAGCGGCGGGCCAUCCUCGCCGGUAGCCGGAGGAAGCCCUUUUCAUAACAACACGCCGCCGAGACCGCGGCGGCCCAUGACUUCUGCGGAGAUCAUGAGACAGCAGAUGAGAGUGCCUGAGCACAACGAUAAUCGAUUAAGGAAAACCAUAACGAGGACCCUUGUUGGCCAAGCAGGAAGAAGAGCAGAAACUAUCAUUCUCCCCUUAGAACUUCUGAGGCACUUAAAACCCUGUGAAUUUAGUGAUUCCGUUGAGUAUCACAUGUGGCAAAAGAGGCAACUCAGAAUCCUUGAAGCCGGGCUUCUCACACACCCUUCAAUCCCUAUAGAAAAAGCCACCACCUUUGCCAUGCGCCUUAGGGACAUCAUUCGCAGUAGUGAGUCCAGACCUAUAGACACUGGCAAAAACUCUGACACUCUGAGAACCCUUUCCAACUCAGUAGUUUCAUUGGCAUGGAGAAGCUCCAAUGGCACCCCCACUGAUAUUUGCCACUGGGCUGAUGGAUUCCCUUUGAAUGUUCACUUGUACACUUCUCUUCUUCAAGCCAUUUUUGACAAUAGGGAUGACACAUUAGUCCUUGAUGAGGUUGAUGAGCUCCUUGAACUGAUGAAGAAGACAUGGUCCAUCUUGGGGAUCACUAGGGCUAUUCACAAUGUGUGCUUCACCUGGGUGUUGUUUCAACAAUAUGUGGUAACUGGACAGAUUGAACCUGAUCUUCUCUGUGCCACAAAUGCCAUGUUGUCUGAGGUGGCCACUGAUGCCAAGAGGGAAAAGGAGUCAUUCUAUGUGAAGUUAUUGACAUCAGUGUUGAGUUCAAUCCUGGGUUGGGCUGAGAAGAGACUGGUUAAUUAUCAUGAGUAUUUCCAGAGAGGAAAUAUUGGCCAAAUUGAAAAUCUUCUUCCUGUAGUGUUGUCAGUCUCACAGAUUCUAGGAGAAGAUCUCUCAAUAUUUGAGGAUGGUGAAGGGGGAAAGAAGGGUGAUAUAACCAUAGUGGACUCAUCUGGGGAUAGGGUUGACUAUUACAUUAGAUCUACCAUAAAGCAUGCAUUUGAAAGGAUAAUUGGUGCAUUGAAUACCAAGGCUAUUGAAUUGGAAAUAAAGAGAGAUUUCAGGGAAAUUCUUCUUCAACUAGCUCAGGAGACAGAAGAGUUGGCAAUAAAGGAAAGAGAGAAUUUUACUCCAAUGCUACGGAAAUGGCACCCAGCAGCUGGAGCAGUUGCAGCAAUGAUGAUGCACAGCUGCUAUGGGCAUGUUCUGAGGCAAUAUUUAGGUGAGGUGACCUCACUGACUCGUGAGACCGUGGAGGUGUUGCAAAGGGCUGAAAAGGUGGAAAAGGUUUUGCUCCAAAUGGUGGUUGAGGAAUGUGGUGAGGAUAAUGCUAAACCAGCCAUGAAAGAGAUGGUUCCGUAUGAAGUUGAUUCAAUCAUAUUGAACCUCUUAAGAAAAUGGAUAAAUGAAUCAUUGAGCAGUGGAAAGGACUGUUUGCAAAGAGCAAAAGAAACUGAAACAUGGAAUCCAAAGUCCAAAUCAGAGCCAUAUGCACCAUCAGUUGCAGAACUGGUUAACUGUGCCAAUACAGCUAUAGAACAAUUCUUCAAAAUUCCAAUGGGAAUAACUGAAGAUAUAGUUCAAGAACUAGCAGAUGGAUUGGAAAGCCUAUUCCAGGACUACAUGAUGUUUGUUGCAGCAUGUGGUACAAAGCAGAGUUAUAUUCCUACGCUUCCCCCUUUGACAAGAUGCAACAGAGACUCAAAGUUCAUCAAGUUGUUGAAGAAAGCUAGCCCUUGCGGUGCUAGUUCCUCAGAGACAGAUCACAUAAGUGAAGGUCAUCAUCCAAGGCCAUCAACUAGCCGCGGCACACAACGUCUCUAUGUUCGUCUCAACACCUUACACUACCUCCUCUCUCAUAUCAACAGCAUUGAGAAAUCACUCUCUCACACCCGUGGUGUAAACCCUUCACCAAAUCGCAAACACAAUGGUCCAUAUUUUGAAAUAAUCAAUUCCUCCAUCCCAACAGCAUGUCAACAUGUCUCAGAAGUUGCAGCAUACCGCCUCAUAUUCCUAGACUCCAACCCAGCCUUCUAUGGCGGCCUCUAUCUUGGUGAUGUAGCCAAUGCGCGAAUUCAGCCAGCACUGAGGAUUCUCAAGCAAAACAUCACAUUGAUGACAACACUUGUGACAGAUAGAGCUCAAGCACUUGCAAUGAGAGAAGUGAUGAAGGCCUCAUUUGAUGCAUUCCUCAUGGUUUUGCUUGCAGGUGGAAGCUCAAGGGUGUUUAACAGGUCUGAUCAUGUGAUGAUCCAAGAGGACUUUGACAGCUUGAACCGGGUUUUCUGCACUUGUGGAGAGGGACUAAUAGCAGAAAACUUGGUGGAGAGAGAGGCUGCAGUUGUGAAGGGUGUCAUUGCUUUGAUGGGGCAAAACACCGAACAGUUGAUGGACGACUUCAGCAUUGCCACAUGUGAAACAAGUGGGAUUGGAGUCAUGGGAACUGGUCAAAAAUUGCCUAUGCCACCAACCACAGGAAGGUGGAACAGGUCUGAUCCUAACACAAUAUUGAGGGUGUUGUGCCAUAGAAAUGACAGAUCUGCAAAUAUUUUCUUGAAGAGGACAUUCCAGUUAGCAAAGAGAAGGUGAAGCCAAAACUGGUGUAUCUCUAUUGCUGAAAUUUAAGCACAGAGUUACCAUUGGCAAUGAUGCAUCUCUUGCUCUACAAUUCUUGCACUGUGACAAGAAGGGAGAGCAAGAUUGUAUAUUUGGAAGCACUCAAAGUAGAGAAUAUAUGGGCUGAACAAAGCAAUGCUUUGUUUUCAUCACUAGGCAUUGAAACAUACAAGAGACUAAUGCAGAAUAUUUGCUGAAUUGUAUUUGAAGUACAACAAAAUAUUCUUUAAUUGUUUUUUUGGGAGAUAAAGAGAGAAGAAAAAAUAUGGCAGUUUCUUAGCUUAGUUUGUUGAUGUUGCAUAUAUUAAGUAGGCCUACACAUACUGCUUUCAGAAUUUGUGUUUGUAAUUAAUCAAUUAGCUGAAAGGAAAAUGUAUUUUCUUUUCUAA
Vigna unguiculata (cowpea) is the source of this 3582-nucleotide messenger RNA. Its product is annotated as protein unc-13 homolog. The record is from RefSeq and is a predicted model, not a curated record. NCBI's taxonomy places the organism in Eukaryota, Viridiplantae, Streptophyta, Magnoliopsida, Fabales, Fabaceae.